UGUUAGCCGGGAUGCGCCGGUACAGAGCUGUGUCCGUUGGGGUUGUGUAGGCAAGCAUCUUCUUGGCAAGGUCCUCGUAGGUGGCCGCAAACAGUUUACGGCUGUGGGAUGAGAACUUGUCUUGUGAAUGUGACGUUGGGAGGAGGGAAGCACAGGGGAGGAGGAGGACGAGGAGGAAGAGAGUGAAGAGUCACAAGAGGAGGAGGAAGGUGGAAAGAAAGAGGAAGGAGAGGAGGAGGAGGAGGAGGAGGAGGAGGAAGAUGGAGAAGGAAAGGAGAAAGAUAAGAAGGAAGGCAAUGUAGAAUGGAGGCGUCCUUGGUUUAUGUUCAGUAAAGCCCCGUAUUCUUGUCAUGGCAAUGUAGAAUGGAGGCGUCCUUGGUUUAUGUUCAGUAAAGCCCUGUAUUCUUGUCAUGGCAAUGUAGAAUGGAGACGUCAUUGGUCACAUACUGUUCUAAUGUAUGUGCACUUGCCACGCUGUUCACCAGGCAAAAGGCGUUGCAGAAAGAGCGCGAGAUCACUGUGUUGUGGGAGAAGACAGAGUCCCUUAGUGGUCAGCUGGUGACGGUCCACAACCACAGCCACUUUGAAGAGAAUGGCCUGAGCCACGACCACCUUGCUCAAGAAAAUAUCACGUUGACAGAGCUGAUUAAACAACUAGAAGAUAAGCUCAAACUUUCAAAGAUAGAAAUAAAAAACAUCACAAGACAGAAUAGUGAGCUGCAUGCACUUAUCACAGAGUAUAAAGUCACUCCCUCAGAGGAAAAAGACAAGGAUGGCACGUCUUCAUGUGAGAACUCAGAAGCUAAAUGUACAGAUACCAAGGGAAAUUGCUGGGUCAAGUGGCUACACUGACAUCUGAGGUUAGCAGGUUGGAGAGUGAGUGCAGCAGUCUUCAGGUUCAGCUAGACUGUGAGAGGGAUAAGUAUAACAAACUGCUGGGAGAAUCUCUUGCUCAUGAAAAGUUGUCUGAAGAUGUCAUAACUGAACCAAAAGGAGAAACAACAGGAUUGGGAGGAACUGAGCUUUAACAGAAGCUGCAACAACUGCAGGAGGCUCACAGGGUCCUGGAGAGCAGGUUAACUUGCAGCAUGAAGGAGGUGGCUGAGCUGAGUGACAGGAAGUAGCAGCUUGAGCAUGCUGUAGUGCAUGAGGAGACAGAGUCCAUCGGUGACUACAUCACCAUCUACCAGUUGCAGUGAGGAGUGAUGAAGCAACAAGCUCGAGAACGCGAGUUAGACCUUGCCAGCCUCCAUCAUGAAUGAGAGGAAAUGAAGCAAAACCACUCUGCAGGAUGCUUGAGCUGUCACGGUGCUGCUGCUGUUGUCUGCCAUCAUCCCCCUGACACAGACCACCCUGCAGACCACCUUCAUCCUGGGUGCCACACGUCACUGCUGCUACAACUCAGAGCAACUGGAGCGCAAGCCAGGAAGGGAGAUAGUAACUUUUCACUUAAUUUGUUGUUUAUUUGAGGGCCUAAUGACAGACACAUAAUGGAAUGAGUAUUUGUGAAUGUUUGUUUAUAUCUAGAUACAGCAUUCACAUAUCUUUUAAGUGCCACCUUCCAAAAACAAUGUCAGCCAGAAAAAUAACUGAUGAAUCUAAUUACAUUUCAAGUCAAAAAGUUUUCCUUUAACCACUUUGCUCCAGAUGCUUAAAAACAUGCGUUGCUCACAUACAUGGCGUCGCGUAGGCUCGUGAGUGGUAACUUAUCUAAUUUCUAAUAAUUUCUAAUAUAAUUUCUGUGUGUGUGUGUGUGUGUGUGUGUGUGUGUGUGUUUUAUGUAUGAGUGACACUGGCCAAGGGCAACAAAAAUCCAAUAAAAAAAUAUGCCCACUGAAAUGGCAGUCCCAUAAAAGGGUCAAAGCAGUGGUCAAAAGUUGAUGAAUAAGUGUCUUGAAACCUCCCUCUUGAAGGAAUUCAAGUCAUAGGAAGGUGGAAAUACAGAAGCAGGCAGGGAGUUCCAGAGUUUACCAGAGAAAGGGAUGAAUGAUUGAGAAUACUUGUUAACUCUUGCAUUAGAGAAGUGGACAGAAUAGGGGUGAGAGAAAGAAGAAAAUCUUGUGCAGCGAGGCCGUGGAAGGAGGGGAGGCAUGCAGUUAGCAAGAUCAGAAGAGCAGUUAGCAUGAAAAUAGCGGUAGAAGACAGCUAGAGAUGCAACAUUGCGGCAGUGAGAGAGAGGCUGAAGACAGUCAGUUAUGUUUGUGUGUGUGUGUGUGUGUGUGUGUGUGUGUGUGUGUGUGUGUGUGUGUGUGUGUGUGUGUGUGUGUGUGUGUGUGUGUGCGCUGAUGCAGCUGAGAAGGUUGCCUUAUGAUAAUUAUUGACAAAUGAAGGUAAUGGAUGUGCAUGUCAUUACUACUUUUUUAAGUGUGUGUGUAUGUGUGUGUGUUAUGUACACACACACACACACACACACACACACACACACACAUACACACACACACACACACACACACACACACACAAAGAGAAGUAAUAGACACGCAUCCUUUACCUUCAUUCAUCAAUAAUUGUCAUAAGACAGGCCCAGGUUCGAAUCCCGGGCACGGUGAGGCAGAUGGACAAGCCUCUUAAUGUGUAGCCCUCUUAAUGUGUAGGUACAGGAUGUAACCCGAGGUGAUGUGACUUUGCUGCCCCGGUGUGUGGUGUCAUUGGCCUCAGUCCUACCCAAAGAUCAGUCACCAUGAGCUCUGAGCUCUUACACACACACACACACACACACACACACACACACACACACACACACACAGAGAGAGAGAGAGAGAGAGAGAGAGAGAGAGAGAGAGAGAGAGAGAGAGAGAGAGAGAGAGAGAGAGAGAGAGAGAGAGAGAGAGAGAGAGAGAGAGAGAGAGAGAGAGAGAGAGAGAGAGAGAGAGAGAGAGAGAGAGAGAGAGAGAGAGAGAGAGAGAGAGAGAGCAAAAUGGCAAUGAAUGAAACAGGGAGGAGGGGGAACUGUGUGUGAAGGAAAACAUCAUCUACGUGAAACAUUUGAUUGAUUAUAAAGCACAUGUGCAUCAUAUAUAGUCAUGAAUGUGGAGGAACAGCAGAGUGAGUGAUCAACCACAGAAAGGAGAGAGUCGGACAUGCGGAGAGAAUGGAAGGGGAACAAUUUGAGAAGAUAAGCAUGCAAAUACAUAAAUAUAAGGUGGAAUAACAGUGUUUGGUGGGAAGAUGAAAGAGAGAUGCCUGUUUAUGAAGCAAAAUGGUUGUGCAAGAGAGGAAUGAUUGGAAAACCAUUCCCACCAAAGCCAACAGACCUUACACCAUAUUUUUACAAACCACAGCAUCUCUAUUCAUCCAUUCUGUGUGUCUUCUCUUCUCUCUCUCUCUCCACUCUUAAUGCUGCUGUGGCUCUCAGAUAAGGAUACUGUCAACAGGUUUGGGAUUGCCAAAAAAUCAUAAGGAGCUAUGUCUGAAAAGUCCAGAGAGAGAGAGAGAGAGAGAAAGAAUGAGCAAGAGAAAGAGUAGGAUGAAGCAAAGGAAGAGUCAAGAGGGAGGAAGAGAGAGUAGGACAAGAAAAAACAGAACAAAUAAAUCCCCUACACGUCUUGUCUCCAUUCACACAAGCCAUGAAAAGCUUGUCCAUCCCUGAGUGCUCAGAAGCAGUGUUCCACUGAUGAUGUGGAAACUUGAGACACCCAAUCAUUUAAUGGGCUUUAGUAGGUUUUGUCACCAGUCUUCUGUGUGUCACUGACUACAUUUUGAAAUUUUUAUCUGUUCUAUUUAAUUUUGUGUGUAUGUACACAAUGUUUAUGGUCAAUAAACUAUUUAUAAAACUAUUUAUCUGUGUGAGUAAGAUAAAAGCAGUUAUUGUUAUUAUUAUUAUUAUUAUUAUUAUUAUUAUUAUUAUUAUUAUUAUUAUUACACAUUUUCCUCCUUGUAUUUAAAUAUUAUUAUUAUUAUUAUUAUUAUUAUUAUUAUUAUUAUUAUUAUUAUUAUUAUCAUGAAUUGUUCUUGUUUAUAAAUAAAAUACUGUAACUGA
Scylla paramamosain (green mud crab) is the source of this 3979-nucleotide messenger RNA. RefSeq lists its product as uncharacterized. NCBI's taxonomy places the organism in Eukaryota, Metazoa, Arthropoda, Malacostraca, Decapoda, Portunidae. The record is from RefSeq and is a predicted model, not a curated record. The coding region runs from base 424 to 852 and encodes 142 amino acids. The transcript is spliced from 7 exons.